CCUGUUUUUACUUCCGACUCCCCUGUUAAACUUCCGCUCUCGCCUCUGCCUGCCCUCUUCUACCAGCCCGAUCCAACAUGGGACGCGUCAGGACCAAGACCGUGAAGAAGGCCGCCCGGGUCAUCAUUGAGAAGUACUACACCCGGCUGGGCAACGACUUCCACACCAACAAGAGGGUGUGCGAGGAGAUCGCCAUCAUCCCCAGCAAGAAACUGCGCAACAAGAUCGCUGGGUAUGUGACCCACCUGAUGAAGCGCAUUCAGAGGGGCCCCGUCAGAGGCAUCUCUAUCAAGCUGCAGGAGGAGGAGAGGGAGAGGAGGGACAACUACGUCCCUGAGGUCUCUGCACUGGACCAGGAGAUCAUUGAAGUCGAUCCCGACACCAAGGAGAUGCUGAAGCUGUUGGACUUCGGCAGUCUCUCCAACCUCCAGGUCACCCAGCCCACAGUGGGAAUGAACUUCAAAACACCAAGAGGAGUUUAGUCGUGUAAUUUACCACCUCAAUAAAGAUGACAAAAAACUGAAA
Megalops cyprinoides (Indo-Pacific tarpon) is the source of this 525-nucleotide messenger RNA. RefSeq names its product 40S ribosomal protein S17. Gene Ontology annotation, cellular component: ribosome. The coding region runs from base 78 to 482 and encodes 134 amino acids. Gene Ontology annotation, molecular function: structural constituent of ribosome. Lineage: Eukaryota; Metazoa; Chordata; Actinopteri; Elopiformes; Megalopidae. Gene Ontology annotation, biological process: translation. The record is from RefSeq and is a predicted model, not a curated record. The transcript has 5 exons.